AUGCAAUCAUCAGCGAUCGAGGAGCUAGCCAGCGCCGUGAAGAUCUGCGGUGAGAGCGGCGAUCUAGCCGCGGCGAGAAAGAUCCACGCGCGGAUCAUCGCGAGUAGCGCCGCCCUGCGCCAAAAUCUCUACCUCUCCAACCUCCUAAUCCAAAUGUAUGGCAAAUGCCGCUGCCCUAGCGACGCCCAACGCGCCUUUGACACCAUCGCGCGGCCCAAUCUCUUCUCCUAUAACAUACUCAUCCAGGCGUACGGCAGCAAUGGCCAGGAGGACCAGGCCCAGCGCGUCUUCGACGCCAUGCCGUACAGGAACGCUGUCUCGUGGAACACCAUGAUCACCCUACAUGCCCAAACUGGGCAUCUAGAACAAGCGAGGAGCUUGCUCGAUAGCGCGGCUGUGGCGGGCGCCGGGAGCCUCGUCGCGACCACAGCAAUGAUCGCGGCCUACGCGCAGGACGGUAAACUCCGCGAAGCGCAGCUACUCUUUGAUCGAUCGCCCGCCAGGAAUCUGUUCGUCUGGAAUGCCAUGAUCCAAGCUCUUGCCGUGAAUGGGCAUUUGGAGAAGGCCAAAGAAAUGCUGCAAUCCAUGCCGGAGCACGACAGCGUCUCUUGGAAUUCGAUGCUGGCACUCCACGCAAGAUUAGGACAGAUCGAUCAGGCAGAGGCGAUCUUCCACCAAAUGCCCUGUCCAAAUCUUGUGUCGCGAAAUGCGAUGAUCGCAACAUAUGCCCAGGCUGGGCACUUGGAGAAAGCAAAAGCUCUCUUUGAUUCAUCCCAGGAGAGAGAUCCAGUGUCGUGGAACACAAUGCUCCAAGCUUAUGCCCAGAACGGGUAUCUCGAUCAAGCGAAGAGCUUCUUCGAUUCGAUGCCCGUGCGAGACACCGUCUCUUGCAACUCGAUCCUGAGCGUGCUCGUCGCAAUGGAUCCCUCGCUAGAUCGAGCCCGAGAGUUCUUUGAAUCAAUGGAUCCCCAGCAGAGGGAUCACGUCUCCUGGAACACGAUGAUCCAGGCAUACGCUCUCUCGGGAAACCUCGACGAGGCAGAGGCACUGCUCGCGCGGAUGGAUCGCCCCAAUAUCGCGACCUUCACUGCGAUCAUCGCGGCUUACUCGCGCCAUGGGCUCGUGGAUCAAGUGGGCGAGAUCCUCCGAUCGCUCCCUCGCUGGGACGUGGUCCUGGGCACGGUGGCAGUGGCAGCGUACACCGAGAAUGGGCGCCUACGCGACGCCAAGCUCACAUUCGAUUCCAUGCCGGAGAUCAGCGUCGUCUCGUGCAACGCGAUGCUCGUCGCCUUAUCGCAGGCCGGGCUCGUCGAAGAGGCCAAGUUUCUCUUUGACAGCGCGCCGGAGAGGGACGUACGGAGCGGGAACACGCUGGUAGGAGCGUACGCGCAGGCGGGCUGUACGGAGGACGCUAGCAAGGCAUUCCAUUGCAUGAAGGAAAGAGAUUCAGCGUCCUGGAACAUACUUCUCACAGCAUUUGCCCAGUCUGGGCAACUUUCAAACGCGUUGGAAAUCUACAAUGAGAUGCCGCAAAGGAGUUUGGUUUCGACAAACGCAAUGGUGGCGGCGUUUUCGCAAGCCGGAGACGUAGUAGCGGCGAAGAGGCUCUUCGAUGGUAUGCUCGAACGAAAUGCCGUCUCCUGGAAUGCGAUGCUUACUGGAUAUGCCCAGAACGGGCAUAACCAGGAAGCUCUAGAGCUCGUGAAGCAAAUGCUGCUUCAUGGCCUCGAGAUCGAUCACGUCGGUGGGCUUUGUUUGCUCGCUGCUUGUAGCGACGUUGGUGUUUUAGCGGCAGCACGGAGUUGCUUCACAUCAAUCUUGAUGGACCACUCGGUGGAUUGGACGAGGGAGCACUACUACUCGAUGGUAAACUUGCUGGGGAGAGUGGGGCUUGUGAGUGAGGCGUCUCAGGUCAUGGCACUGAUCCCUGAGAAGUAUCAAAAUGGGGCUGGGUGGAAGGCAUUGCUCACUGCUUGCAAACUUCAUAGUAAUGCGGCGCAAGGGAGAUUAGUUGCAAGAGAAGCAUUCGUGUUAGAUCCUCAGAGCUCGUCGUCCUAUGCCCUCCUUGCAACAACUUUAUCUUGUUAA
Selaginella moellendorffii is the source of this 2088-nucleotide messenger RNA. Its product is annotated as pentatricopeptide repeat-containing protein At4g02750. Gene Ontology annotation, molecular function: protein binding. The coding region runs from base 1 to 2088 and encodes 695 amino acids. NCBI's taxonomy places the organism in Eukaryota, Viridiplantae, Streptophyta, Lycopodiopsida, Selaginellales, Selaginellaceae. The record is from RefSeq and is a predicted model, not a curated record. The transcript has a single exon.